AUGGCCGACAACCAAGCCGCACAAGCGCAAGCUGUAAGAGCCAACAAUGCAGAAGUGGCGAAUCAAGGAAGAGCAGCACGAGAUCCGGAAGGACUUGCACCCAGGGAGGACGCAAAUCCAGUCGAGACGGUGUUUCCCCCAGGCCCCCAUGAUGCCAACCGAAUGAUGCUGUCAGACCAAGAACGCCAAUGGUCCAUUGCCAUCAAGGAGGCCAUUCAAGAAGAUCCUGAGCUAGCUCCAAUAUCGGACUUCAAUUGUGCGCAACUCGGUCUUAUCGAAAAAGACAAUAUCGAGGGAGCCCUAGAACGCGCUCGUCAAAUGCAAGCUUUUCGAGAGGAAUACAGAAUUGCUGAUGACGAGGAAAGUGGGGUCAAGGCUGUGGCAGACUGGAUGGAGCUGUUCCCUGGAAUGGUUCUUUCUGUCAGCUACAGUAGACUUGAGGGCGUGUACGUCCUAGUCUUGGACGAUACCAAAUUCUACGCCAGGAAUCUGGACGACAAUCCCAAGGGUGUUCCCAUUUGGUUUUGUGGGAACUACUAUGUGUAUCAGGCGAUUCUGCCUGAUUUUCAAUCCAUUCGGAAGGGACUCAUCUUUUGUGUGGAGGCAGGUGGCUUUGACUGGAAAGUAAACUUUGGAUUGACAGUCUUCCGGCGAUUUUGGACAGAACUGGCUGCGUACUACCCCUACCACUUCAAAGAAAUCAAGGUUUUCCAUGGUGGCAUGUUUGUUAACAUGAUGGUUUCAAUGGUCCGGCAGGUUGUACCCAAACGCAUUCACGAAAAGUUUCAAUUGGGUACUGUCAGUGGUUUGGGGAGACUUGACCAGCUCUACUUGGUUCCCAAUCUGGAAGCUGCCAACCAAAGAACGUUACGGCGUGUCCAAGAAUGCCUCCACAUGAGAGCCUGGUCCAGCAGAUUUUUACCCUACGACUACGACUUGUGUCGUCUGGGGCGGGCACGGCUUUCUUUGAGCUACAUUCUGCGUGUGCGAGCCGUGGCUUGCGAUGAUGGUUUGCGUUACUCCAGCCAGAGGGAUGACAACUGCAAUCCGAUUGGUUCCUGUCCAGUAUGCUCUCCACCCACGCACCAGUGCGAUGAUGGCCUGACCGUAAUAGCAAAGGAUAUCACCAACGGUUGUACUGUCGUUGGUACCUUCCCUCCCCGUCCUGUAGAACACGAGGAGCGUGUCUUUGAUAUUGUUCUCUUUGAGGACUAA
Molecule: messenger RNA, 1215 nt
Organism: Seminavis robusta
Lineage: Eukaryota; Bacillariophyta; Bacillariophyceae; Naviculales; Naviculaceae
Source: the annotation of a GenBank genome assembly